This is a messenger RNA of Geosmithia morbida, 2382 nucleotides long. RefSeq names its product protein HOOK3. Gene Ontology annotation, biological process: cytoskeleton-dependent intracellular transport; cytoplasmic microtubule organization. The transcript is spliced from 5 exons. Gene Ontology annotation, molecular function: dynein light intermediate chain binding; microtubule binding. The record is from RefSeq and is a predicted model, not a curated record. Bases 1 to 2382 code for a protein of 793 amino acids. NCBI's taxonomy places the organism in Eukaryota, Fungi, Ascomycota, Sordariomycetes, Hypocreales, Bionectriaceae. Gene Ontology annotation, cellular component: centrosome; cytoplasm.
AUGCCUCAGCCAGCGGCUAAGGCCAUGCCGGCCUACAGCCUGAGCGCCCAGGCUGCGCUGCUGAAAGCUGUGAACCGAGUCUUUGAACUAGACCGUGCAGUAGAGUCCCUCGAGGAGCUUUGCACGGGAGUCACCCUCGCUCACAUUCUCCACGAGCUCGACCCUGAGUUUGAUCCCUCCAAUCUAGAGACGACGGGCACCUCCACAUCUAGAUACCUCAAGAACAAGCGCAAUAUUCAAACCGUCUACAAGGGCCUUUUCCGCUUCAUUCGUCGCCAAAUUCCCAUGCUGAGUUGCCAGGCCAAAAAAUACGACUACCAUGCCAUUGCCGACAACCCAAACUCCCAGGGCAUGAGCCAGCUGAUUGCCGUCAUGGUAUCCGCUGCCGCCCUCGGUCCUGACAACCAGAGAUAUGUCCCAAGGAUCCAGCACAGUCUCGAUCGCGAUACGCAGGCUGAAAUCAUGCAGAUCAUCACCAUCGUGCAGCAGGAUAUUGCAGCAUCCAAGGAUGACGAUGACCUGGAUGAAGCUAUAGAUGCUGUUAUGGAAGCUCGAGAUAUAGACUUGCUCGUAGAGGAGCAGAAUGCUGCCCUCCGUCAACAGCUUGACGUGACCAAGAAGAACUUGUCCGACUACAUCACGCGCCUUGAGCACCUGCAACUGAGUCACGAAGAACUCCGAUACGAGAAGGAGAAGAAUGAUCGUGAGCUCGAGGUUCUAAGGAAAGCUACCCAAGAUGGGGCCAGCAACGCCGAGGCUCUUAAAAUGCUUGAGGCUCAGGUUCACGAACAAAUGGAGAUCAUCGCCCGAAACGAGGAGCAAAUUCGAAACCAUGACAAAGUCAGGGCCCAUCUUGAGAUGGAGGUUCAGCGGCUCACGCAAAGGAGCGUCUUGGCGGACGAGUUGCGAGACCAAGCUACAGAGUGGAAGCACAAGGCUGAGGAACUGGAGAAGAAAGCCAACACAGCUGAGCGUUACAAGCAGAAGCUCGAAUCCCAGCAGCAUCUCGUCAGGGAAGUUCAGAACCUCCAAUAUGAGCGUGCGGAGCUCCAAGAGCAGCUGCGGUCGCUCACUGAUGACAAGGACCGUUCCGCCCGGACGAGGAAGGCCGAAGAUGAGCUCACCAAGAUGAUAACGCAAUCCGAGCAGCAUCUGUGGGACGAGCGCAACCAGAAGUCACAACUUAUCAGGGACGUCGCUGCCCUCGAGGAUGAACUGAGGCAUCUAAAAGACCAACGCAGCCACGACGAAGCCUUCAUCCAAGACCUCCAAGACCAGAUCCAGCAAGGAACUGGAAUUCCUGGCCAGCUUGUCGCCCCAGACAGCUCCGGUCUCAAUCUCGAGGACGAGCUAAACAACGCAGCUGAAGAUGCCCAGACAAAUAUACCGUUAGAACUGUCGCGCUUGAAGUCUGAGAAUGACCUUCUACGGAGGUCUGUGAAUUCAACAGGCGAGGCCGGUCCUCUGCGGCGAGAGCUGGAAGAGGAGAAGGCCCAUCGGGAAAAUCUCCAGAAAAACUUCAACGAGAUGUUCGAGAAGUACACCAUUGCUCAUAACCAUGCCGAAGCCUUGUCGAAGAACAUGGUCGGCGAAGGGUUAGUGGAUAAUAAGGUCGACCACAGGGUUCAUAAGCUUACCAUCCAGUACUACAGGUCUGAUGCCUUUAUCGAGCUGCGGAAUCAAUACCUGCAAAAGACGGAGGGCCUCGAAAUGGCCCAGAGGCGCAUUGCGGAGCUAGAGACACAUAUCGCCGACCAAUCUCGCCAGUUACUAACUGCCAAAUCAGAACUUUCUGCUGUCGACAAGGACAGCGUCGAAGCGUUAAACCAGCUCAGGGCUACCGAUACAACGGUAUCGGAGUCCCUUAAAGCUGAACUUGAUCGGUUGCGCGAGAAGCACAGCUUCAUUGUUGGUGAACGUGACGCUCAGAAGACCCAGCUCAUCGAAGCGCUCCUUGCCAAGGACAAGUUCCGCAGGGACCUCGAGGAAGGCAGGGAUCUCUCUGACAGCAGGGGCGGAGAUGCCUCGGAAGCUUCUAAGAAGGAGAGCGACAAGGUUGAGAAGCUUCGUGCUCGUCUGAUUGAGCGGAAUGAGCAACUGGAGAAAUCGGAACAGGAACGCGUCGAACUGCAGCGCAAACUCAAGGCUGUUCUGGGCGGAGAGGCAGCAGCACAACAGAAGGCCGCCUCGGAGCAGAUCAUCAAGAACCUUGAGCGGGAGAAUUCCCUUAUGGCGACGGCGUGGUACGACGUCACCAGCCGUCUUCAGAGCAACCACGUCGUGCUACAGAGGUCGCACCACACCCCCAAGAGCUGGCUGCACAAGCAGAGGCAGAUGGUCAAUGGUCAGUUGCGCCGCCGCGACUCGCUCUACCUCUACUAA